CGGUGUGUUCGGCUGGUCGAAUGGUACAGUUCCUUGCUGGUGCCGCGUAUUCGUCUGAGCUCAGUACACCGCAUAGAUGCAUGUUGUGUGUACACAAAGUGGCUCUCACAAAUUGGUUGAAGCCAGUUGGUGUGGUCUCGUGUUCGGCUGAUAUAACACUACCGUGGUCGAGAUAUCCAGUGCAACACCACACGAGUGUACGUACUGCACACACUUGCACCAACUCUACUCACAGGUAGCACCGGUGCAGACCAGCCGAAAUCGCUUAGUCAGUUAGUCUUCAAAAAGAAAAACGGAAUUACUUUAAUUGGCUAAUUUCUCGCCAUAUCUCUUCUUCUGUUGUUUCAUUUCUGUUAUUUCGUUUUUUAUUGGAACGUUCAAACUCGCUGAUGUGUACUGCGUGCCAACAGCCAUUAAGUCUCUUAUACAAUCGGUCGUUUAUCGCUACAUAAGUCUUAUGUCGUAGCCAUUGGUCAUAUUCAAGGCCACACGAGCCAAUGAGCCGAUCGCGACAGAAGACCGGUGACACCCAACAACGACAUACGACUUAUUGUAGAACAGACUUAAGUGUUACUGUGGCGGGAAGGCGUCCAUUUCAGUAUUUAAUUGACGAAGUUGCGAGAUAACCGGUGAGAAAAAUACAGAGGAAGAGUAGGAGAGACAAGGAGGGAAAAUAAAAGGAAGAGUCACAAUUCCUGCUGUAAAGAUUGUGAUACGUGCAAGAUAUCUGUCAACAAUAUCGCGGCAAUAUGCGUCGACUUAGCAUGAGGAACAAACGAAAGUCCGAGGCUACAAGCGAAGACGAGUCGGAAGAAAAUGGCGUAAACAACGGCGGGACACCCGGCAAGAAUAAUAAGACAUCGACCGUACGAAAAAGCGUCACAAAGCGACAUUCGGCAUCGCGCAGCGCAACGGAUGACAACGCCGAGGCGAAGAAUCCGUCGGACGAGCCGGAAAAAGAGCGCGAAAACGGCCAGAAAACGUCUCCGAGCCAGAAGUCGUCCCCCAACAAACGCAAAAAAAAGGAAGAUAAGGCGGCGUCUACCUCCAGCCACGAUAAAUCCAGUGAUGAUGAAGAUGAAUACGAGGUUGAAAAACUCGUGAAUCUUCGCACUAUUAAAGGUCGUCGGCAAUUUUUGGUACGUUGGAAGGGAUAUGGAGAAUCUGCCGAUACUUGGGAAAAUGAGAAAGAUUUGAAUUGUCCCAACUUGAUACAAGAAUAUCUAGAGGAAGAAAAAGAUAAAGAAUUUGAAUCUCAAAACAUUAGUGUACCCAAAACAAGCAAAACAAAAAAAUCUAAAGGUACUCCAAAAAAGGACACAGAAGAUGGAGAAGAACACAAGAAAGACGAGAAAGAUUCAGAGAAUGCAAAAGAAUUUGAAGUUGAAAAAAUAAUUGAGGUGCAUUUUAAGAAAAAUGGUACUCGUGAAUUCUUAAUCAGAUGGAAAGGAUUCAGUCCAGCUCAUGACAGUUGGGAACCAGAGAGUAACUUGAAUUGUCCGUAUCUAAUCUCAAGAUUUAUGGAGAAACUGGAAAAAGUAAAGACUGCUGACAUGCGAGAACUUCGGACAAAUCGUGUGCACACAAAACGAUAUACAUUAUCGACACAUGACGCCGGAAGAAGAUUGUCGAAACGUAACAGAGACAAGCAGAGGUAAUUUUAUUUUAUUUUAUUUUUUUCAUGUCAGUGUGGCUUAUUGUGUUGAUUUAUUGUAUGAUUCUAUGACUUACAUAAAAAAUGUAUAUUCUCUUACAACUUACAGGGCUACUUAUCACGAGUGCGAUGAAUAAAGUACCUAAGCGCUACAAUAUUCCCCAAUUUUUAUUUUACUUAUUCAAAAAAAAACAUAUAUAAAAGUAUAUAAAUAUAUAGUUUGUAGUUUGAAAAAAAUG
Pseudomyrmex gracilis is the source of this 1893-nucleotide messenger RNA. Its product is annotated as chromobox protein homolog 5-like. Gene Ontology annotation, cellular component: pericentric heterochromatin. The coding region runs from base 750 to 1658 and encodes 302 amino acids. Gene Ontology annotation, molecular function: chromatin binding. Gene Ontology annotation, biological process: negative regulation of transcription by RNA polymerase II; chromatin organization. NCBI's taxonomy places the organism in Eukaryota, Metazoa, Arthropoda, Insecta, Hymenoptera, Formicidae. The record is from RefSeq and is a predicted model, not a curated record. The transcript has 3 exons.